Neltuma alba is the source of this 1289-nucleotide messenger RNA. RefSeq names its product transcription factor JUNGBRUNNEN 1-like. The coding region runs from base 51 to 974 and encodes 307 amino acids. Gene Ontology annotation, biological process: regulation of DNA-templated transcription. Lineage: Eukaryota; Viridiplantae; Streptophyta; Magnoliopsida; Fabales; Fabaceae. The record is from RefSeq and is a predicted model, not a curated record. The transcript has 3 exons. Gene Ontology annotation, molecular function: DNA binding.
CUUCAGCGCGAAAGAAGAGUAUACAGCAAACACACAGAUCAUCAGAAAACAUGGAUCAUAUGGAAGAUUUGGGAAGCACAGAGGAGUUUGAACUUCCAGGGUUUCGAUUCCAUCCUACAGAUGAGGAACUCGUGGGAUUCUACCUCAGAAGGAAGCUUGACAAGAAACCCAUCUGUAUCGAACUCAUCAAGCAGAUUGAUAUUUACAAAUACGACCCCUGGGAUCUUCCGAAAGCCAGUUAUGCGGGAGGAGAGAAGGAAUGGUACUUCUACUGCAGAAGGGGAAGGAAGUACAAGAACAGUGUGAGGCCGAAUAGAGUGACAGGAUCAGGGUUCUGGAAAGCAACAGGGAUAGACAAGCCUGUCUUUUCUGUUGCAGGAGAAGGCAUUGGCCUCAAGAAAACCCUCGUUUACUAUCGUGGCAGUGCUGGCAAAGGCACCAAAACUGACUGGAUGAUGCACGAGUUUCGCCUUCCCUCCAACAAUAAUGACCCUGCCAAUAAUAAUCCCCAAGAAGCCGAAAUUUGGACCCUGUGUAAAAUUUUCAAAAGAACCGUGACGCAAAAAAAGUGCACACCAGAUUGGAGACACUUGGCCACAGCAAAGCGUCGUUCCACUGACAAGAUGAGCAGAUCAAUGAGCAUUAAUAACAGUACUGUGGAGUCUUGUAAUAGUACUAUUACUUGUGAUCGAGAAUCAUAUAUCAACUUUGGAGGAUGCAGCCCAGAGCAGAAGCCUGUUGUUCAUAAUAACUACAGUACAAGCAAUCAUUAUAAUGAUCAAAGGAAUCAUCACGUCAACCAUUUCAGCACUUCAUUAACGGCGGCUCAGCAGCCUCAUCAUCAAGUAACUGCGUCGUCAUCACCAUCAUCAUCAUCUUUGAGCUUCUGGGGAAACCAGAAGGCUUCCAAUGACCAGUUUGCUUUUGACAACCCAUGGGAUGAGCUUCGAUCAGUCAUGCAGUUUUGCUCUUAAUUAGUCUUUCUAUUAUGUAAAUAAUCACCCUAGGGCUUUGCUCCUUGGGUGAUUUUGAGGAUGCAUGCGCUAUAUAUUCUCUCCAUCGUCGACUUCCAUUUGCAACUACUUUAACCUUUUUAAUAAGAUGCUAGUAGGUACGUAGUUUUAGUUGAAUAUCAUUACAUGCCUAUAUAUUUAGACAGUGUUCAAUACAGAGGACAGAGAAGAUUUAAUUUGUGUUAGAGAGAUACUGUUAUAUAUGCAAUUUGAGCACAUUCGCUUGAUAUGAACUUUUGUCUUGUUGGUUUGGUUUCAAAUGAUCUCUUCUACAAA